CGGUGGAGGGGAGUUGUGGUGGGGCUUGUUGGGAUCAUGGCGGAGAAUCACUGCGAGCUGCUGCAGCCCGCCCCAGGCUGCCUCGGAGUGGGGUUGGGGGGAAGCCUCUGCCGCCGCUGCAGCGCGGGGCUGGGCGCUGUGGCCCAGCGCCCUGGCAGCGUGUCCAAGUGGGUCCGGCUCAACGUCGGCGGCACCUACUUCCUCACCACCCGGCAGACGCUGUGCCGGGACCCGAAAUCUUUCCUGUACCGUUUGUGCCAGGCGGACCCCGACCUGGACUCGGACAAGGAUGAAACAGGUGCCUAUUUAAUCGACAGAGACCCCACCUAUUUUGGGCCCGUGCUGAACUACCUGAGACAUGGAAAGCUGGUCAUUAACAAAGACCUCGCAGAGGAAGGAGUGUUGGAGGAAGCGGAAUUUUACAAUAUCACCUCACUAAUAAAACUUGUAAAAGACAAAAUUAGAGAACGAGACAGCAAAACAUCACAGGUGCCGGUGAAGCAUGUGUACCGUGUGCUUCAGUGUCAGGAGGAGGAGCUCACACAGAUGGUGUCCACCAUGUCCGACGGCUGGAAGUUUGAGCAGCUGGUCAGCAUUGGCUCUUCCUACAACUAUGGGAGCGAAGACCAGGCCGAGUUCCUCUGUGUGGUCUCCAAGGAGCUGCACAACUCCCCGUACGGCACGACCAGCGAGCCCAGCGAGAAAGCCAAGAUUUUGCAAGAGCGGGGUUCAAGGAUGUGAGGAGCACCGCAUCAACAGCUGAAGAAACAUUUUACUUUUCCCAAGUUGCAACGAACCGCCAUGUCGAGGAAGCUUGGCCGUGAGAAGAAACCUGCUUUUGACAAUUUCUCUAAAGAAUGGUGUGAAUCCUUUUUUGCCUCUGCGGUGGGUGGUGAGAGACAGGACCAGCUGUCCACCGCCGGGCAUCCCCACUGGGAGGUGGCGUGCUGGCCAGGCGGGCGUUCCUGCGGGGGCCUCCACUAGGGUUUUCCAAGUGCUGCACAGGCCUAAGGCGGAUGCUCCCAACGAACCCCUUCAAUCACCGAAGGUCAUUUACAGGACCGCGUUCUUGGUGCUACAUAAACAGUCUGUAAUGGAGCCUGGGCCUCACUGGUAGCAAGUGGCCACAGUGCUGUGGUCCUGGGCUCUGGGUGUCCGAUGGGCACCCCCACCGCACCAGGCCCUGGUCCUCGGGUCUGGGAGUCAUGCCCGGGUGUGAUCGGUUGGCCGUUUCUCAGCCUUGGGCAGCUUUUGACAGAGGCGGCCUCUGUGUGUUCACUACUUCCCGAGCCUCCGCCCUGAAGCUGGGCCUCCUUCAGGCCGUGCUCCCCCAACCUGACCCAGCCGGGAACAGUCAAGGCUUCUCCAUUUGUAUUUUCCAGGCGAGAGACCUUUGCACCCCUUUUUUCCCAGUGUGGAUAGACUUCCCAAUGUUUUUACUUUUUAGAAACGCCUAAAAGUGUUGCUGCAUUUUGGAUUGAUCUGUUAAGUCAUUGAAAGGGAGGUAGAAAUUUUGUCACGUCCGUCCCACCCACGGGCUCGUAGGGGAGCUGGCGCCCGUCGGUUAGUGCCUUUGUCUCGCUGGGAUGGAGGUCAGGGUGGGAGGCCCGUCCACCUGGCGUCUGGAGCUGAAACCGGGUCACGUUGAAAAUUGGAUGUUUACAGCGCAUCACAAAUAUUUCUCUUUCUUGCCGGCUCUCUUCGUUUUCUUUGUAUAACUAUGCAGUUCUCUGGUAUUUCUGGGAUGUUUGAGACUUCACACACAACCUACACGGGCUCUGCCCACCUGACACAACAUUGGAGCUACUAGGAUUCCUUUCAAACCUGCUGUCCGCAUGCUUUGAGAACAGACCUUUCUGAGCUGGUCAUGGAGACUGUCCGAGUCGGGGCACCCGGCUCCGAUGAGCAGCUUUCUGCUUCCUGACCUCGGGCUUCCUUCCCGGGGCAGCUGUGCACACUGACGGGGGCUCCUGACACGUCGGAGAGAGGUUCUGACACGUCUAGUUUCAAAUGCUUCCGGAGCCCUUUCCUCCUUUGCCAAUAACCUGAUUAACCAAGUUCUCCAGCACCUAGGACUUACCUCCUCCUUUUUGUAAGGUCUGUUGUAUGUUGUUAAAUGUUUGGCUUCAACCAUUUAUAGCAACCUUUCUACAGGGCACAUUUCGCCCUGGUGAUUCAUUCUGCCCGUGGAACCCUGGGAGGAGGGCGGCCCUUGCCGGCCUCGGGUGUACCUGUGGGGCGCUGCUGGCCGCUUAGCGUCGUUUAAUUCGUGACCUUGACAUUAUAGGUAGGCUUGUGGUGUUUUCUUUUUUUUAAUUUAAAGAUAUUAAGACUUAAUUCACUAAAAUUUAUUCUAAGGGGAUAUUUAUACUUUUAUACUUUUUUAGGUAUCCGUAUUUUAUCAGCUUACAGUUUAAUGCCUAAGUUUCCCCUGAAAAUAGCAAAUAAAAUUGUGUAUUUAUGAAUG
This is a messenger RNA of Rhinolophus ferrumequinum (greater horseshoe bat), 2467 nucleotides long. RefSeq names its product potassium channel tetramerization domain containing 5 (gene KCTD5). Gene Ontology annotation, molecular function: cullin family protein binding. Gene Ontology annotation, cellular component: Cul3-RING ubiquitin ligase complex; cytoplasm. The coding region runs from base 37 to 741 and encodes 234 amino acids. The record is from RefSeq and is a predicted model, not a curated record. Lineage: Eukaryota; Metazoa; Chordata; Mammalia; Chiroptera; Rhinolophidae. Gene Ontology annotation, biological process: protein homooligomerization; proteasome-mediated ubiquitin-dependent protein catabolic process. The transcript is spliced from 6 exons.